AUGAACGCACCAGACAGAUUCGAACUGUUUCUACUGCCCGAGGGAGAAGCCAAACUCAAAGUGGACCCAGAUACCAAGGCCCCGAAUGCGGUGAUUGUCACGUUCGAGAAAGAAGACCACACACUCGCAAACCUGAUACGCGGAGAGCUUUUGGAAGACGCAAAAGUUCUGUUUGCUGCGUACAAGGUGGAACAUCCGUUGUUCGCACAGUUCAAAAUGAGAAUCCAAACGGUGGAGGGCUACGACCCGAAAGAAGCGCUCAAAAACGCGUGUAACGGGAUCAUCUCGAAACUGGGCCAGUUGCAAUCGAAUUUUGAAACGGAAUGGAACCUGCAAACGCUGGCGUCGGAAGACAACUAUGCGAUGUAG
Molecule: messenger RNA, 369 nt
Organism: Lachancea lanzarotensis
Lineage: Eukaryota; Fungi; Ascomycota; Saccharomycetes; Saccharomycetales; Saccharomycetaceae
Gene: RPB11
Product: LALA0S08e01398g1_1
Exons: 1
Coding region: 1-369 (122 amino acids)
Biological process (GO): transcription by RNA polymerase II
Cellular component (GO): RNA polymerase II, core complex
Molecular function (GO): protein dimerization activity; DNA binding
Source: RefSeq, a predicted model, not a curated record